This is a messenger RNA of Branchiostoma belcheri (Belcher's lancelet), 676 nucleotides long. RefSeq names its product WAP four-disulfide core domain protein 3-like. Lineage: Eukaryota; Metazoa; Chordata; Leptocardii; Amphioxiformes; Branchiostomatidae. The transcript is spliced from 5 exons. Gene Ontology annotation, molecular function: peptidase inhibitor activity. The record is from RefSeq and is a predicted model, not a curated record. Gene Ontology annotation, cellular component: extracellular region. Bases 56 to 571 code for a protein of 171 amino acids.
UGUAUAUAAGGUGUUCCCUGUGAAAUCUUCCACAUUGUGCAAAAGUUCUCGGUGAAUGAAAAUGUACUCCUGGAUUCUUGUAGCGGCGCUCGCGCUUCUGCGUGGAGUGUCUGGUCAGUUCGGCAUCUGUGCGGAGAUGUGCGUGGCCGGAGGGUGUCCAGACGGUCAAGCCUGUCUGUCCAACGGCUGUGGUCACACCUGUCAGGACGUCCCGACAACCACCGUCGGACUGGAGCAGUUCUGUCCGGACACGACCGGUAUGAUCGGGAUCUGUGUGGAGGGCUGCGGGUCCUUCAGCUGGGGCGGGGACUGGGCCCUGCAGAAGUUUGGCAACUGUCCCGCAGGCCAGGCGUGCUGCUCUAACGGCUGCGGACACGUCUGCAUGCCCGUACAGCAACACCGGGUGAUCCCAGCUGGUCGUCAGGACUUGGCCGAUCUUAUCCAGGAUUUGACCGACCUCCCCAUCAUGUGCGCUCUGUACUGCCCUUGCGGAUAUAGCGGGCCCUGCAGCUGCCAGCAAUGCGUGCUGGAACCCCUGGAAGAAUUUCCAAACCUGCCCAUUCUGUCUUAAGAGAUGACACCCUUCAUCAUGACAUCCAGACAGGCAUGAAGAUAACAAGUACUGUUAUAAGAUAACAAGCUUCAUCGCAAUAAAUCUCAUACCUGUGUGAAAAAU